CGAACCAUAUAGUAAAAAAAAUCUACUUGAGCAGAACGAAGUGAAGCAUCGACAUCGACGCAUUCGUAAACCGGAAGCAACCUGAAGUGAUUUUGAAUUACCGAAAAGAGAUUUAUCGGGUGCGAUAGCAGAAGCGCGCGAAUCGUGAUUCUGCGUCAAAAGUGCGAUAGAAGUGGCAAAUGGACUGUGCCUUUCGGUACCGAUGAGAGAACACGUGGAGACGCAUUGUGCUUCAAAAACUGUAACCUGACUGAACCUGAAUGGUGCCGACAGCAAUAAAUAAAAGAAGAACAAACAGUGCUGUGAUUAAUUUUAGUUGUGAAAUUCGAAGAAAAUUAUCUAAUUCGCCUUCAGUAGCUGGAGCUCGAUGACGUUCGAAGAAUUUUGUGGUGGUCCCUUUUGGGACGCCAGUCUCACAUGGCGACCGGAAGAUCCGGACCUGACCUUCUGCUUCCAGCGUGUCAUCCUUCAAUGGGUGCCCUGCUUUUUUCUGUUCGUGUUCUCAUUCUACGAUGUGUACAAAAUCGCAACCAGCCGGUAUCGAGAUAUUCCCUGGAAUUGGUUGAACGUUUCCAAGAUCGUCAUCACCUUUCUACUGAUGGUCCUCUCGUGGAUCGACCUUGGCAUGGUGGUCAACUAUCAGAACCAAGAGGAUGUUUUCGAUGUUCAGAUCUUGGUGGCAGUGUUCAACGCUGUAGCCUAUAUAACCGUAAUCAUCCUGUACUACUUCUUCCGGAAAUAUGGCAUUCGUAGUUCGGGAACGAUUUUCAUCUUCUGGUUCCUGAAGGCCUUCCUCGGAAUCAUCCAGAUGCGAACGGAAGCCAUGAAGCAUGAGCAACGGGAAAAUCCGAUAGGAUCCAGCGAUACAGUCGUCUUUGCCGAAUACCAGUUCGUCAGUUAUACGUUGCAGUAUUCGUUUAUAUGCUUGAUAGUGCUGAUGGAAAUUUUGCCUGAUAAGGCACCACGUUACUCCGAGUAUCCCAAAAUGAAAAAUCCUAAUCCUGAGCUGAGGUCCAGCUUUUUCAUUAAGUUGUUGUAUUUGUAUUUCGAUCAGUUUACGUGGACUGGGUUCCGAAAACCGCUAACAGACAGCGACAUUUACGAUCUCAAUCCGCAAGACACGUCCCGAGAAUUGGUUCCUCCGUUCGACAAAUAUUGGUACGAGAGCAUCGAAAAUGGUCGCCAGAAACAAAUGGCUGCGGACAAAAAAGCAGGGAAAGUGAAUCCGGUGUACAAAUCGCAUGCUGCCACUAAUGGAUCGAUUCUUCCGGCCAUGGUCAAGGCAUACGGUGGCCCGUUCUGGUUCGCUGGAUUGCUUCAGCUGGGUAUCUCCGGUUUGCAGUUUGCUUCUCCGUAUCUUAUGCAGGAAUUGAUGGCCAACAUCGCCAUGGACGGACCAUUCUGGAUAGGAAUGACCAUCACAUUUGGUCUAUUUCUAACUUCGUUGUUGAUUGCACUGUUUAACGGGCAAUAUUUCCAGAAAACGUUUCUCGUCGGAUUCCGUAUUAGAACCGGGUUGAUAAGUGCCAUCUACCGGAAAGCUCUCCGCAUAUCUAGCUUUGCUAAGAAAGACACCACCGUUGGAGAAAUUGUAAACCUUAUGUCAGUUGACGCCGAGAGAUUCUUUGAACUGAUCUCCUACCUGCAUGAUUUGUGGUCCGCUCCACUUGUCAUCGCUUUAUGCAUCUACCUGUUGUACGAAAUUCUUGGCCCUUCGAUAUUUGCUGGACUUGGUAUGAUGGUUGUCAUGAUUCCGAUUACAGGAGUCAUUGCUAACAAGUUGCAUGGUCUUGAAGUGAAACAGAUGGAAAUUAAGGACGAGCGUGUGAAAAAAAUGAACGAAAUCUUAAGUGGCAUGAAGGUGUUAAAACUGUAUGCUUGGGAACCCAGUUUUCAGGAUGACAUAGUAAGCGUCCGCUCAGGAGAAAUCAAAGUUUUACGGGGUAUGGCCUACUAUGGAGCAGCUGUAUUCUUCGUGUGGAGCACGGCACCGUUCCUUGUGACGUUGGCGUCGUUCGCAGUGUAUGUGUUAGUCGACGAAAACAAUGUUCUUGACCCACAGACUGCAUUCGUUUCACUAGCACUGUUCAAUAUUCUUAGCUUUCCUUUAUCUAUGUUUCCCUUGAUGAUUACGUACGUCAUGCAGGCCUGGGUAUCCGUUAAACGAAUCAACAAGUUUAUGAACAGUGAAGAGUUGGACCCAAACAAUGUCACAAACAACCAUAGUGAAGACGCGCUAUCGAUCAAAGACGGAACAUUCUCUUGGGGCGACGACACACCAACUUUGAAAAAUAUUAACCUCACUCUUAGGAAAGGAAAACUAUCGGCGGUUGUGGGAGGCGUUGGAUCAGGUAAAAGUUCACUCAUUUCAGCCUUGUUGGGUGAAAUGGAGAAGAUUAAAGGAGCGGUCAACACGGACGGAACGAUUGCGUUUGUUCCACAGCAGGCCUGGAUUCAGAACGCCACUCUCCGUGAAAAUAUUCUAUUCGGACAACCAUAUAAUGCACAAAAAUAUGAUCGUGUACUUGAAUGCUGUGCGCUUAAACCAGAUUUGGCUAUGCUGCCUGGAGGAGACAGCACGGAAAUCGGUGAAAAGGGUAUCAAUUUAUCCGGUGGACAAAAGCAGCGAGUUGCCUUAGCUCGUGCCGUCUACGCCGAUGCGGAAAUUUAUCUAUUCGAUGACCCUCUGAGCGCCGUAGAUGCUCACGUCGGAAAACACAUUUUCGAAAAGGUUAUUGGACCAGAGGGAAUGUUAGUGGGACGAUCACGACUUCUCGUAACACAUGGUAUCUCGUUUUUGCCGUUUGUGGAAGAAAUUUUAGUGGUGAAAGGAGGAGAAAUUUCGGAAAGUGGAUCAUAUAAACAGCUGUUAGAUCGAAAGGGCGCCUUCGCCGAUUUCCUCAUGCAACAUAUCCAAGAGCUUGACGACGAAGAUGAGGAAAUUCAGAUAAUCCAAGAAGCACUAAAAGAUGAAUCUUCCACGAACAUUGUUAAACGAGCGAUGUCAACCAGAUCACAGAGAUCAGCAGGCAGCGGUGGCAGUCGUGGUAGCACCCGAAGGAAAAGAACAAGCCGUCAAGAAUCACGAAACAGUAACAAGCCUGUAGACGCUGCAGGAACUCCCGUAAAGGGUGUGGCAUUGAUAGAAAAAGAAGAAUCGGCAACAGGUUCAGUGAGUUACACAGUCUACAUCAAGUACUUGAAAGCAAUUGGAUGGAACAUGGCAUUCUGGUCAAUAGCACUAAGCAUCGUGAAUCAGGGUGCUGCCAUUUACGGUAACAUUUGGCUCACGGAAUGGUCUGAGGAUCCCAAUGCAGCUACCGAUAACUCAGUCAGAGAUAUGUAUCUCGGCGUAUACGGAGGCUUGGGCGGUCUGCAAUUGUUUGCACUCCUAGGUGCAUCUAUCGUAUUGGCUCUUGGUUGUUUAAAGGCAGCAAACACCAUGCACAACAAUCUACUCGAGAGCAGUAUGCGCAUGCCCAUGUCUUUCUUCGACACAACCCCCCAAGGUCGUAUAAUGAACCGCUUUUCCAAGGAUGUGGACGUUGCCGAUAAUACUCUACCGCAGUCCAUUCGUAUGUGGCUAUUGAUGUUCUUCGACGUCAUUGGAGUGUUUAUCGUGAUAGGAAUUUCCACUCCAAUUUUCCUAGCAGUCGUACCGGUUUUCCUCAUAAUCUACUACGCCAUUCAGAAAUUCUACAUUGCAACAUCUCGGCAACUGAAACGAUUGGAGUCAGUUGCCCGAAGUCCCAUAUACUCUCACUUCGGAGAAAGCAUCACUGGACAAUCUACGAUCCGAGCGUAUGGUCAACAAGGCCGUUUCAAAGAGGAAUCGGACAAACGUAUUGAUUACAAUCAGCAGAUGUCUUACCCAAGCAUCUUGGCGAACCGAUGGUUGGCCAUUCGCCUAGAGAUUGUCGGCGCGUUUGUAGUUUUCUUCGCCGCGCUGUUUGCCAUGUUGUCUCGGGAUUCCAUCGGUGCCGCUAUGGUCGGUUUGUCCAUCAGUUAUGCCCUGCAAGUAUCCGCCGUGUUGAGUUUCCUUGUGCGAAUGACAGCUGAAGUGGAGACUAACAUUGUAGCCGUUGAACGUUUGGAAGAAUACACUGUGUUACCGCGAGAAGCCGAGUGGAAAAUGGGAACCGUAGACAAGGCUUGGCCACAAGAAGGAAAUGUGCAGUUCUCUGACUACCAAAUACGCUAUCGGGAAGGAUUAGAUUUGGUGAUAAGAGGAAUUACACUCAACGUGAAAGGAAAAGAGAAGAUCGGCAUUGUUGGGCGAACUGGAGCAGGAAAGUCAAGUUUGACGAUCGGUUUGUUCCGUAUUGUGGAAGCCGCAGGUGGAUCGAUCGUUAUCGAUGGUCACGAUAUCUCAAAGAUGGGUCUACAUCAGCUGAGAAGCCGUCUAACGAUUAUUCCGCAGGAUCCGGUUCUAUUCUCGGGUACACUGCGGAUGAACGUAGAUCCAUUCAAGAGUUAUUCAGACGAUCAGGUCUGGAAGGCGUUGGAGCUUUCACAUCUGAAAGCAUUCGUGAAGGGACUUCCAGCUGGACUGGAACACGAAGUAGCAGAGAGUGGGGAAAACCUGUCAGUCGGUCAGCGGCAAUUGAUCUGUUUGGCGAGAGCGAUUUUGAGGAAGACAAAAGUGUUGGUAUUGGAUGAAGCUACGGCGGCUGUCGACAUGGAGACGGAUGACCUUAUUCAGAAAACCAUCCGGUCAGAGUUUGCCGACUGUACAAUCCUAACAAUUGCGCAUCGCCUGAAUACUAUUUUGGAUUCGACCCGUGUGUUAGUUUUGGAUAAGGGACUUGUAGCGGAAUGUGACACACCACAAAAUCUUCUUGCCGACAAGUCGUCCAUAUUCUACGAUAUGGCCAAAAACGCUGGAAUUGUUUGAGAUCGAAGUAAUCGCAACCAGAGCUCUUAACAAUCGAAUGUUUUUGGUGAAGCCCGUUGGCCUUCUUUGUCACCCUCACUUCGUAGCAUGUUCAUAUUAGGCUGAACACUGCCAAAUUCCGAUCGAAUAUCAUUCAAUCUGAACCCGACGUUCAACUGAGGGACACUUUUAGCGCCAAAAGUCUAUAUAAUCCAGGAUAAUUAAAUGAAUCUGUGAAGAAGAAAACUGAAUACGUAUUUCGACCUUAACUGUGAGGCCGUCUUCAGUGUCUCGUACUUGAUUCGAAUAGUCGAGUCAAGUACGAGACCUUACCUCGGUCCAUGUAGAAAUACAUAGAAAUACUCUUCAACGAUAAAUAUAGUUGCAAUUGUAUGUAAAUUGAAAAUGACAUUACUUCUAAAACAAAUAAAAUCAU
Armigeres subalbatus is the source of this 5309-nucleotide messenger RNA. RefSeq names its product multidrug resistance-associated protein 1-like. The coding region runs from base 368 to 4894 and encodes 1508 amino acids. Lineage: Eukaryota; Metazoa; Arthropoda; Insecta; Diptera; Culicidae. Gene Ontology annotation, molecular function: ATP hydrolysis activity; ATP binding; ABC-type transporter activity. The transcript is spliced from 7 exons. Gene Ontology annotation, biological process: transmembrane transport. The record is from RefSeq and is a predicted model, not a curated record. Gene Ontology annotation, cellular component: membrane.